Neltuma alba is the source of this 1610-nucleotide messenger RNA. RefSeq names its product isocitrate dehydrogenase [NAD] catalytic subunit 5, mitochondrial. Bases 153 to 1244 code for a protein of 363 amino acids. Gene Ontology annotation, biological process: tricarboxylic acid cycle; isocitrate metabolic process. Lineage: Eukaryota; Viridiplantae; Streptophyta; Magnoliopsida; Fabales; Fabaceae. Gene Ontology annotation, cellular component: mitochondrion. Gene Ontology annotation, molecular function: isocitrate dehydrogenase (NAD+) activity; magnesium ion binding; NAD binding. The record is from RefSeq and is a predicted model, not a curated record. The transcript has 7 exons.
UAAACAUACAAAGGGAAAGCACCGAGGCAGAGUGACCCUUUGAAUUGUAACUGGCCUGGCCUUGUGCGUCCCUGCACUGGCACUUGGAACCUUCGACUUUCCGAAAGGAUCAGUUUAUAGUUUGGCUUCUCCAUUGGUGGUCGUCGUCAACUAUGGCUUCUCAGCUUCUUAGACGAUUUCUUGGGAGGCGCAGCAGCCAGGUUUUCUCUUUCUCGGAUCUUAGGGCUUUCUCUUCCGCUUCUACUCCGAUCCGAGCCACUCUUUUCCCUGGCGACGGUAUUGGCCCCGAGAUCGCCGACUCCGUCAAACAGGUGUUCAGUGCAGCUGAAGUGCCGAUAGAAUGGGAAGAGCACUAUGUUGGGGAUACAAUUGACCCUAGAACACAGAGCUUUUUAACAUGGGAAAGCUUAGAAUCAGUUAGGCAAAAUAAGGUUGGUUUGAAGGGACCAAUGGCCACCCCUAUUGGAAAAGGUCAUCGUUCAUUAAACCUUACUCUUAGGAAAGAACUUAAUUUGUAUGCCAAUGUCCGACCUUGUCAUAGUCUUCCCGGCUACAAAACUCGCUAUGAUAAUGUAGACCUUAUCACUAUCCGUGAAAAUACAGAAGGGGAGUACAGUGGACUUGAACAUCAGGUUGUGAGAGGUGUAGUAGAAAGCCUCAAAAUUAUUACGCGCCAAGCAAGUUUAAGAGUGGCUGAGUAUGCUUUUCAUUAUGCCCAGACACAUGGUAGAGAGAGGGUGUCUGCAAUACAUAAGGCCAACAUUAUGCAAAAAACUGAUGGACUUUUCCUCAAGUGUUGCCGUGAGGUUGCUGAGAAAUAUCCUGAGAUAACUUAUGAGGAAGUUGUCAUUGACAAUUGCUGUAUGAUGCUUGUGAAGAAUCCAUCUGCGUUUGAUGUCUUAGUGAUGCCUAACCUCUAUGGUGAUAUUAUCAGUGACCUUUGUGCUGGCUUGGUUGGAGGAUUGGGCUUAACACCAAGCUGCAACAUUGGUGAGGGCGGUAUUGCACUAGCUGAGGCUGUGCAUGGUUCAGCACCUGAUAUUGCUGGAAAGAACUUGGCAAAUCCAACUGCUUUGCUGCUGAGUGCUGUUACAAUGCUGCGCCAUCUUGAGCUCCAUGACAAGGCUGAGCGGAUUCAAAAUGCCAUACUCAACACAAUUGCUGAAGGAAAGUACCGAACGGCUGACCUUGGUGGCAGUUCAUCAACAACUGACUUUACAAAAGCAAUUUGUGAUCAUCUUUAAAUUUUUGCUUUGGGGUCAGCCAAAAAGAAAAUUCAUUCCUUGUGGUUUUUUCCCCAGCCAAGUUCUAAUUUAUUUACAAGUUUUUUUCCUGUUAAGAAGAGUAGGAUUACAUCAACUUAAAUGAAUGGCUCACCUGCACAUGUUACCUCAAAAGAUGAGGAAUGGAUGGGCAAACAUGGCUUCAAAUAUCUGGGGCUAUUGCCUGCAUGGCAUUAAUGAGGGCGAUGGAGUCUCUACUCUUAAAAUGUAACCGCGUGGAUGGGAAACCUCGGUUAUCCUUAAUUCUUUGUUAAUAAUGUAGCCAAAUAAAAGCACCAUAUGAUGUUAUGUCAUCAAACUAAAGAUUUUGUUUUACAGUCAUUUCAA